UGAGAAAGGGAGAACAUCCUUUGAGAUGGAAGAGGAACUGGGAAACCGGGGUUCAUCUUGUCCCACAGGCCAAGUCUCUUUCUAUCUCUCCCAUCUCCCCCUCUAGGUGGCAGGGGAAGGACCUGGCUGGUGCUGAUGCUGUGGAAGUCCUGUAGGGAUGGAGAGCGGUCUGGCUGGCGACAGCACAGGAGAUGGGCCGGUGAUGAAAAUCAAGCAAGAGAAGCCAGAGUGGCUGCUUCAGACGCUGGCACCACAGGCCGUGCUCCCAGAGAAGGACAAGGAAAACAUUUUCCAGCGACAUCGGGGCCUCACACCAUGCCAGACCAUGGGGUGGCUUCGGGCUGUGGGGGUGCAGGAAGAGACUGGGGGUGCAAGGUGGGCCCCUCCCCCUGAGCAGGAUGCGCGGCUGGCAGGCCGAGUUGCAGGGGCAGCCCCGGGCCCUCUAAGCCCGGCGCUUUCUGCCAGCGAGGGUCAUUUUGUGUGCGUGGACUGCGGGAAGAGGUUCAGUUGGUGGUCUUCCUUGAAGAUCCACCAGCGCACGCACACAGGGGAGAAGCCAUACCUGUGCGGCAAGUGUGGCAAGAGCUUCAGCCAGAAGCCAAACCUAGCGCGCCACCAGCGGCACCACACGGGCGAGCGGCCCUUCUGCUGCCCGGAGUGCACCAGGCGCUUUAGCCAGAAGCAGCACCUGCUCAAGCACCAGAAGACCCACUCUCGCCCCGCCACCCACUCAUGUCCCGAGUGCGAGCGCUGCUUCCGUCACCAGGUGGGCCUCCGCAUCCACCAGCGCGCUCACGCUCGGGACCGCCAAGGCGCCCGCGCCGGUCUGCACGAGAUGCUCCGGGACACUGCGGGACGUCGAGCCUGUCGCCUGCGGCCGGGGCCCCCACGGGGGCGUCCCGAGUGGGCCUGGCUGGGACUCUGCCAGAGCUGGUGGGAACAGUCUGGGGUCCGGACCACUGCCCACGGCCGCUCGGGGCCUGGCGAGCAGCGCCAGUUCAUCUGCAACGAGUGCGGAAAGAGCUUCACCUGGUGGUCGUCGCUGAACAUCCACCAGCGCAUCCACACGGGCGAGCGGCCCUACGCGUGCCCCGAGUGCGGCCGCCGCUUCAGCCAGAAGCCCAACCUGACCCGGCACCUGCGCAACCACACGGGCGAGCGGCCGCACCCGUGCCUGCACUGCGGCCGCAGCUUCCGCCAGAAGCAGCACCUGCUUAAGCACCUGCGCACACACCUGCCUGGCGCCCAGGCCGCGCCGUGCCCCAGCUGCGGCCAGAGCUGCCCCAGCCGCGCCGCGCUGCGGGCCCACCAGCGCGCACACGCCGCCGAGCUGCUGCGCUCCGGACCCGGUCUCCCCGGCGGGGAGGCGGGCUCCCAGCCACCAGCUGGGGCUCCCCAGGGCUUGGCUACGCAGCCCGAUAGUCCCCAACGGCCCCAGAGGGUCCGGGGCGCGCUAUGGGGCCGAGGGCGCACGAGCCUGGCGGGGCCCAGCGAGCAGCGCCAGUUCAUCUGCAACGAGUGCGGCAAGAGCUUCUCGUGGUGGUCGGCGCUCACCAUCCACCAGCGCAUCCACACGGGCGAGCGGCCCUACGCGUGCCCCGAGUGCGGCCGCCGCUUCAGCCAGAAGCCCAACUUGACUCGGCACCGGCGCAACCACACCGGCGAACGGCCCUCUACCUGUGUGCCCUGCGGCCGCGGCUUCCGACAGAAGCAGCACCUGCUCAAGCACCAGCGCGUUCACCGCGGAGCCCUGGCGGCCAGGCCAGGCCAGGAGGAGGAGGCCCUCUAGUGUGUCCUGCCCGGUUGACCUUGGUGGAGGGCUUUGUGCAGGGUGCAAGUGGAGGGUGGGAAGGGCCCGGAAUGCUGACUCUUAGC
Messenger RNA from Castor canadensis (American beaver), 1875 nucleotides. The record is from RefSeq and is a predicted model, not a curated record. NCBI's taxonomy places the organism in Eukaryota, Metazoa, Chordata, Mammalia, Rodentia, Castoridae.